AUGGCAGAUUCUGAACAACCUUUAUUAUCGUCAACAGAAAACAGAGAAAAACAUAGUGUAGUAGUUAUUGGUGGUGGUUGGUCUGGUAUUUAUGCUUUGAAAUAUCUCUUAGGUGAAGGUCUUGAUGCACAUUUAUAUGAAAGUCGUUCAAAUAUUGGAGGUAUUUGGUAUUUUGAUGAAAAUGAAAAUGUUAGUGGUGUUUAUAAAUCAGCUCAUGUUACAUCAUCAAAAACAUUUUUACAUGCAUCUGAUUUUCCAUUUCCGAAAACGAUUGGUGAAUUUCCUUCUCAUGAAGAGGUUCUGGCUUAUUUACAUUCAUAUGCUGAUCAUUUUAAACUUUGGUCAAAUAUUCAUCUUAAUUCUAAAAUUGUACGUGUCGAACCACAAUGGAGUCUUAUAUUAAAUGACGGUUUAAAAAUAAUUGAUUGUAACUAUCUUGUUGUCUGUUCAGGACAACAUCAAAUAGCUAGUGAUCCACGUUCAAGUUAUCCAUUUAAUCAAUUUACUGGUACAUUUUCUCAUAGUAUAACAUAUAAAACUCCAUAUGAUAAUAAAUUUAUUAAUAAAAGAAUUCUUGUUGUUGGUGGUGGUGAAACAGCAAGUGAUUUAGCUGUUGAAUUAAGUGCUACAAUAGCUAAACGUGUGUAUAUGAGUAUUCGUGGAGGACAAUGGUUUCAAGCACGUAUAUUAGGACAACAACCAGCUGAUAUUAUGUAUACAAUGUUAAUGAGAUUAUAUGGGUAUUAUGAUACUAUAUUGGUUCGUUGUUGGAGACGAAUGUUUUUUGUACCUAUGUGGGGUGUUGGUGGUACAGGUAUACGUGAAUGGACUCCAACAGUUCCAUUCUUACAUGGUUUUAUUAAUAAAAGUCGAGAAAUUGUUGAUCAUGUUGCACUUAAUCGUGUUAUUCCAAAACGUGGAAUUAAAACUAUUAAUGAACAAUUAAUAACAUUUGACAAAGAAGAAAAUCCAAUUGAAAUUGAUCAUAUUCUUUUAUGUACUGGCUUUCAAUGGACACAUCCAUUUUUUUCUAGUACAGAUAUACAUGAUUUAUACAAACUUGUUUUUGCAUCUGGUGUUGAUGGAACUUUAGCAUUUGUUGGUACAGCAAGACCAGUAUUUGGUUCUAUACCAGCACUGGCAGAAUUACAGGCACGUUGGGUAGCUGCAGUAUUUUCUGGUCGACGGCGUUUACCAUCAGAAAAAGUAAUGGCUAAAAGCCGUCGAGCAUAUUGGGCAAGACAUGCUAAUCUUUAUCCACAUGAUCAUAAACGUCUCAAACAAUUAGUUAAUCUUUUUGAAUACAGCGAUGUCAUUGGUGAUGAAUUAGGUGUACGAGUUGCUUUAUUUUAUUUAUUUUUUCGACAUCCAAGAUCUUGGUAUCGUAUUUAUUGUGCUUCUCCAUGGUCACCAUUUCUGUUUCGUAUUGGUCGAUUAUCAUCUGACGAUGAAAAAUUAGCUUAUCAACGACAUUUAGCAUGUAUACCAGAAAAAGAUCAAGCAUUUCAUCGAUAUAAUGAUGUUAUGCUUAGUGCAUAUAAUGAUAUAUAUUUCGAGUUUGAGACAUAUGAAGAAUUUCGAAAAGAACGAUUGAAAUUAAAUUAUGAUAGUACAUUAAAAUUAUGGUAUUCAUUACCUAACGGUCUACCAACACUUGAUAAUAAUCUAGUCAGACGACAAACAAUUAAACAACAACGAGCACGUUUAAGAAAAAUGAAAUUUUUUGCUUUUUAUUGUACAUUAUUCAAGAAGACAUUUCUCAAAAAGAAAAUUCAAUCAAAAGGUUUUCGCCUAUGGAAUGAAACAUUAAAUGUACCCACAUUAGAAGAUGAGUCUCUUUAUGGCAUAUAUAAAUCAAUGGGUCGAAUCACUACAGAAUUUCUUAAUAAAGGACGACGAUAUGAUGAAACAAUCAGUUAUGAAGAAUUAUUUAAAGCUGGUCGUACUGUUUGGUUUAUGAUUGCUUUUCAAAUGCAACUCAAUUUACCCUUAAUUUUAACUGAUUCUAUAUUUGGUUAUAAUAUGCUUUAUCCAUAUACAGAUGAUUUAGUCGAUAGUAACGAUGUAAGUCGAGAAGCAAAAGCUGAUUUUGCAAAACUUUUUCAUGAACGAUUACUGGUUGGUGAACCAACGUAUGAUUCUCAAGUACAUUUUGAUGGAAAACAAUCAAAUGUUGCGGAAUUAAAGUUACCAUCAUCAUUACAAUCACAAGCUAAUCGUAUAGUAAAAAUAUUUGAUAUGGUUAAAUUUAUUGAAAAUGAUUGGAAACGUGGUGGUGAAUAUGAAGGUGUUUAUAUGAGCUUAGCUACAAUACAUGAAUCACAAAUGAAAUCAACAUUACAACAUGCAAGAACUGAAGAUAGCUAUGCACCAACAAUGACACAAGUUGAACAAGUUAGUGCAGAAAAAGGUGGUGCAUCAUUAAUAGCUGCUGGAUUUUUAAUUGAAGGACGAUUAACGAGAGCUAAAAUAGCUUAUUUAGAAUAUUUAGGAUUUGGUUUGCAAUUACUUGAUGAUUUACAAGAUGUAAAAGAAGAUAUGAAAAAUAAUCAUCGAACAAUUUUUACUCAAACUCUUGCUGAAGGUCGACCAUUAGAUGUACCAACAGCACGUCUUAUUCAAUAUUGUUAUUGUGCACCAGCAUAUGAAAAAUUUAGUGAUGAUCAACGUACAAUUUCAGAUAGAAAAACUGGUGUUACAUUAGCUCAAUAUGUUCGAGUUUCAAUGAUGAUGUUUUCUGUUGUACUAGUUUUAGAAGCUGCAUCUCGAUUACAAGAAUAUUAUUCAAAAGAAUUCUAUCGUGAAUUAUCUUCAUUAAGUCCAUUUACAUUUAAUGAUCUCAAAGCAGCUCGUGUUGAAGAAACACUUUGGGCUAUUGUAAGAAAUCAAUGGUUUUGA
Messenger RNA from Rotaria sordida, 2898 nucleotides. NCBI's taxonomy places the organism in Eukaryota, Metazoa, Rotifera, Eurotatoria, Philodinida, Philodinidae. The record is from the annotation of a GenBank genome assembly.